This is a messenger RNA of Arachis stenosperma, 924 nucleotides long. RefSeq lists its product as uncharacterized. NCBI's taxonomy places the organism in Eukaryota, Viridiplantae, Streptophyta, Magnoliopsida, Fabales, Fabaceae. The record is from RefSeq and is a predicted model, not a curated record. The transcript has a single exon. Bases 1 to 924 code for a protein of 307 amino acids.
AUGGUCACUACAAGUGAUCAAGAGGAUGAAGACGAGCAAAGCAACCUCUCCCAACAGCCUAAAAACAACUCAACAGAGGAGGAGGAUAGAGAUCACCAAGAACCAGAAAUCUCACAACAAGAGUUGCUGAAGCUCUAUGCACCAUUUCCCCAACUGCUCAAUGGUGCUGUAGGGAAGAGAAUAUACUCAAGGUUCCUAUACUUGUUUGCAUCUCUGCAUGUGAACAUACCAUUCAUCAAGGCCAUACAACAAAUGCCUGCAUUCAUCAAGUACAUGAAGGAACUUCUUCUCAGGAAAAGCUCACUCAAAGAAGGCCAAACUAUAGUGUUAAAUAAGGAAUGCAGUGCCCUUAUUCAACCUGAAUUGCCUCCAAAAAGAAGAGACCCAGGGAGUUUUCACAUCCCCUGUGCCAUAGGGGAAACAAUGUUUGAUAGAGCACUCUGUGAUUUAGGGGCAAGCAUCAACUUACUGCCCCUAUCCCUGGCGAAGAGGCUGCAGAUCAAUGAGAUAAUGUCCACAGAUGUGGUCAUCAGACUGGCUGACAAAACUCAAAAGCAAGCAAUAGGAGUGGUGGAAAAUGUGUUACUAAAGGUUGGAAAAUACUUUCUCCCAACAGACUUUGUCAUCCUGGACAUGGAAGAGAGUCACACUCACCCAAUCAUAUUGGGAAGACCCUUCCUAGCUACGGCCAGAGCACUCAUAGAUGUAGAGAAAGGGGAGCUAAUAUUGAGGAUCCAUGAUGAACGGCUCAGCUUUAAUGUCUUCAAACUCUCACAAGAAGUAGACCAAGAGCACAAGGAACCAAGUAAAGAUCAUGAUGAGAUGCUGAAGGAGGAAGCAAGCACUGAAGUACACCCAACCUAUCUGGAGACUCCUUUGGUUGAUAAACAAGGGAAACAGCAACUACCACCGCUCAAGGAAUAG